AUGCUUAAACCAAGACUGGAUAUCUUUGGAACGACAAUUGGGCUGGUUCUUUUGGUAUCGUUGUCUCUGAACUUUUUUAGUGGGGGAUACAACGAGUUCGAAAAAGAGAAAUUACACAAGGCUAUUCAACAGUGUGAAGGUAGGUUUACAAAACCAUAUAGACUAGAUCCAAUUCAAAGAAACUUCAAUCCACGAGUCAAAGUUCAUGGUCUUAAAGCUGGUGCUCCAAAGCUAAUCAAAAAUGCUUUAUUACUUGAUGGUGAUGGUACAUUAUCAAAGCAAAAGGUGGAUAUUUAUAUCGAAAAUGGCAUUAUAUCAAAUAUUCAUGAGGCAGAGUCGAUAGAAAGUGUUUACUUUCAACAAAACUUCAAUAUUGUUGAAGUAAUUGAUGCACAAGGGCACAUUGUUUCGCCUGGUUUAGUUGAGAUGCAUUCACAUGCUGGAAUUUGCUCUCAGCCAGAGUUGAAAGGUGUUAAUGAUAUGUUUGAGUUAAUGAGCCCAGUAACUCCAUUCACUAGAGUAAUUGAUGCCUUCAAUAUUGGAGAUCCUGCAAUUCAGCUAAUUGCCAAAGGCGGUGUGACCACCUCAUUAGUUCUACCAAGUGCUAAUUUAAUCUCAGGUGAAGGAUAUGCAUUUAAGAUGUUUGUUCCACCAUCAUCAUCUGUUGAGGAUAUGCUUGUUCAGUAUCAUCAAGGACAUCUUCCUAAUCAGGGUCAAAGGCAGCGUUGGAUGAAAAUGGCAUGUGGUGAAAACCCCAAAAAACGGUAUACUUCAAGACCAGAGGCUCCAAAGUCAAGAAUGGGGUUGGGUUAUUUAUUCAGGGAAUAUAUCCAUAGAGCAGAGCUAUUAAGAGAUGAACAAGAUGAAUGGUGUGAUAAUGUGGCUCGAAGACAUUUGCCUACAAAUCCAUUCCCUUAUAGCGUUGAAUUGGAAAUUUUAGUGGGACUAUUGAGAGGUCAAGUUCAAAGUAAUGCGCAUUGCUAUGAGACCUUUGAUAUUGAAACAUUAUUAAGGCAUGCAAAAGAGUUUGGUUUUCAGGUUGAUGCUUUGCAUCAUGCUUUAGAUGCAUAUAAAAUUCCUCAAAUUUUAAAGAACCUUCCUUGGAACAUUACUGUUGCAACAUUUGCUUCGUUAUGGGGAUUCAAGAAGGAAGCAUUUCAAGCUUCAUUGUUCAGUCCUGCUAUUUUGGAGAAAAAUGAUAUUAAUGUUGUCCUAACUACUGAUCAUCCGGCAUUACCAGGACAUACGUUGAACUUUCAAGCUCAGAUUGCGCACAAUUAUGGUCUUUCCAAAGAGAAAGCAUUUGCAAGUAUAACUGGUCAAGCUGCAAUAGGCUUAGGGCUUGACGAUAGAAUUGGUUUUUUGAGGAAAGGCUAUGAUGCUGAUAUUGUUAUAUGGAAUAAACACCCGCUAAAGCCAGGAUCAACCCCUUUAAGUGUAUUCAUUGAUGGUGAAACUAUAAUGUCAUUGGAUAUAACAAAGGAAUUUCAUGAACAAAAGCUAGGAAAUAGGAUAAAGUCUAAUUUUACAAGAAAUGGAGAGAGUUCUGAUCAAUUCAUUAUUACUGGUAUUGAAAAAUCUUUUAUGAAAGGUAUCGAAAAGAUUGAUAGUGAUCCUUAUGAGCUACUAGUCGCUGAUGGACAUAUAGAAUGCUUUGCCAAAUCAUGCAAAAAUUAUACCAACAAUCAUUAUGAGCUGAUUUCAGUGGAAAAUGGAGCAUUGUUACCAGGCUUAACUGCUCUUACUGAGUCCCAUGGAUUAGUUGAAAUGCAAUCUGAGCAAUCAACUGGCGACGGUGACUCUAGAAGUAUCGAAGGCUUUCAGGUGUUGAAGUCAAAGGAUGGUUUACAUUUGCAAAGUGAGCAUUUGAAAAGAGCUUACAAUUCAGGUGUCUUGAAAAUAAUCACACCUCCAUUUAGAUCUGAAGGUAAGAAAUUCAUAACUGGUGUCAGUACAAGUUUUGAUUCAAAUGCUCAAGAUCUGUCAGGUAUACUGAAACAGGAAGUUGCAUUACAUAUUACAUUGGGAGACAUGGGUAAAGAAGACAUGUCACCAACUAUUUCAUCCCAAAUUUCAACGUUGAGAGAUCUAUUAUACAAAAAUUUGUUUAGUGAAAACACUUUUGGUGAGGUGGCAAGAGGUGUACUGCCUUUAGCUGUUCAUGUUAAUAGUAAAGAUGUGCUGCUUCAUUUGAUAAAGUUGAAAAAAGAGCUUAAAUUGAACGUGAUAGUUAUUGGUGGACUAGAAUCACAUUUAAUUGUUGAUAAAUUAAAAGCAGAAAAUAUUCCUGUUGUCUUGAAAGGUUGGGCCUGCCAACGCAAGUUUUGGGACGAACGUCGCUGUUUAACUGGAGUCGGUGGUGAAAUUUCCUUGCUACAAAACUUAACACGAGAAGGUAUUACGGUUGGUUUAGGAUAUCCAGAAGACCUGGAUGUUAGGUUAGCACUUGACUAUUGUGCCUCAGCUGCAUCUUUUGGUGGUCUUUCUGAAAGUGAAGCUGUUAACUUGUUGUCAUACAAUGUUGACAAAAUUUUCAAUUUGAAGUCCGAGAAUCAGAGUUUUAUUGUUCUUGAAGGUUCGCCAACAAACUAUGACUCUAAUAUUGCUGUAAUAGUGGAAAAUGGUGUCAUAACUAGAAUGUAUCCUGAGCUUGAGCCUCUAUAA
Hansenula anomala is the source of this 2664-nucleotide messenger RNA. RefSeq lists its product as uncharacterized. Gene Ontology annotation, biological process: purine nucleobase catabolic process. Gene Ontology annotation, cellular component: cytoplasm. The record is from RefSeq and is a predicted model, not a curated record. Bases 1 to 2664 code for a protein of 887 amino acids. Lineage: Eukaryota; Fungi; Ascomycota; Saccharomycetes; Phaffomycetales; Wickerhamomycetaceae. Gene Ontology annotation, molecular function: allantoinase activity. The transcript has a single exon.